AUGCCCGAAGACUCCGCCUUCCCAGGAGCCCCUGCGGCGGGGCGUAGAUGGCGGCGGCAGAGGCUGAACACCCCUAAAACAGCAGCUAUGGAACCUCCCCCAGCACCGGGGCCGGAGCGGCUCUUUGACUCGCACCGGCUCCCGGGUGAUGGCUUUCUGCUCCUCGCGCUGCUGCUCUAUGCGCCCGUCGGGUUCUGUCUUCUCGUCCUGAGACUGUUUCUCGGGAUCCACGUCUUCCUGGUCAGCUGCGCGCUGCCAGACAGCGUCUUCCGCAGGUUCGUGGUGCGAACCAUGUGUGCCGUGCUGGGGCUCGUGGUCCGUCAGGAGGACUCCGGACUCAGAGAUCACCGCACCAGAGUCCUCAUUUCUAACCACGUGACACCUUUCGAUCACAACAUAGUCAACCUGCUCACCAGCUGUAGCACACCUCUGCUCAAUAGUCCUCCCAGCUUUGUAUGCUGGUCCCGGGGCUUCAUGGAGUUGGAUGGGCGGGGGGAGUUAGUGGAGUCACUCAAGAGAUUUUGUGCUUCCACGAGGCUUCCCCCGACCCCUCUACUGCUAUUCCCUGAGGAGGAGGCCACCAAUGGCCGGGAGGGGCUCCUGCACUUCAGUUCCUGGCCAUUUUCUAUCCAUGAUGUUGUACAGCCUCUUACUCUACAAGUUCAGAGACCCCUGGUCUCUGUGACGGUGUCAGAUGCCUCCUGGGUCUCAGAACUGCUGUGGUCACUUUUCGUCCCUUUUACCGUGUAUCAAGUAAGGUGGCUCCGUCCUGUUCAUCGCCAGCUGGGGGAGGGGAGUGAGGAGUUUGCCUUCCGGGUACAACAGCUGGUGGCCAAGGAAUUGGGCCAGACAGGGACACGGCUCACUCCAGCAGAUAAAGCAGAGCACAUGAAGCGACAAAGACAUCCCAGAUUACGUCCUCAGUCAGCUCAGUCUUCUUUCCCUCCCUCCCCUGGCUCUUCUCCUGAUGUGCAGCUGUCAACUUUGGCUCAGAGAGUCAAGGAGGUUUUGCCCCAUGUGCCACUGGGCGUCAUCCAAAGAGACCUGGCUAGGACUGGCUGUGUAGAUUUGACCAUCACUAAUCUACUUGAGGGGGCUGUAGCCUUCAUGCCUGAAGACAUCACUGAGGGGACUCAGUCCCUUCCUACUGCCUCUGUCCCCAAGUUCCCCAGCUCUGGCCCGGUGACCCCUCAGCCAACAGCCCUAACUUUUGCCAAGUCUUCCUGGGCCCGGCAGGAGAGCCUGCAGGAACGCAAGCAGGCACUUUAUGAAUAUGCAAGAAGGAGAUUCACAGAGAGACAGGCCCAGGAGGCUGACUGAGCUCAGAGGAACAGGAUGGCACCCAGAGCCGCAGGACGGAGACUGGGGGCAGCCCCUACCCAACUCACUACAAGCUGACUGGGUGGGUGGUGUCAAGGGAGGGAUGGGGUGCCCCCAAUAUCACAUUAAAUUCAGGGUUUUCAUUCAA
Chrysochloris asiatica (Cape golden mole) is the source of this 1468-nucleotide messenger RNA. RefSeq names its product ancient ubiquitous protein 1 (gene AUP1). The record is from RefSeq and is a predicted model, not a curated record. Gene Ontology annotation, cellular component: membrane. Lineage: Eukaryota; Metazoa; Chordata; Mammalia; Afrosoricida; Chrysochloridae. Gene Ontology annotation, molecular function: ubiquitin binding.